AUGAUUCAAGAGCGUACGGGUAAGUUUUUCCCUGAAGAUCAUCGCAAGCCCUUGGCUGAAAAAUUCAGGCCCAAGUGUCCCCAAGCUGUGACCCCGAGUCGACUUGAAGAAGUCCUCAUCGGAUUGGCUCCAAAGCAUGUACCGCAAAACGCAGAGGAUAUAUUCGACGAAUUCGAAUGUCUCAAUCUGAAUGUCACGAUACCCCCGGGAGCCCACGAAGAAAAUGAUUUCCCAGUUCUCGUAUAUAUCCAUGGAGGUGGAGGAUUCUCAGGCUCGAACUCCGACUGGUGGUGUGACCCUUCUGGGCUAGUAAGCAAGAGUAUAAAUAUGGAAAAGCCAGUUGUGGUGGUUACGAUCAAGUUUGUUCACCUCCGGUCAUCCACGAACUCAGUCGCUGACUCCGGUAGCUACCGUUUAUCAGCGCUUGGAUAUCUUGGAUCCGAGGAGUUGAGGAAGGUAAAUGGUGAGAAUAAUGGUGGGAAUUAUGCAUUUCAUGAUAUGCAUCUAGCCCUCGAGUGGGUACACAAGUACAUUGGGCCUUUUGGAGGAUCAACCUCAGAUAUCACAAUCUACGGCGAGUCAUUUGGUUCAUUGGGAGUCGAGAGUCUCAUCCAUUCGGAGCUGAAUCCGCGAUUUUCAAAAGCAAUCAUGCAGUCUCACGUUCUUGGAGCGCCACUCCUGACCAAUCCUGAAACAAUAGCUUCCAAGUCCGCCACCUACGAGAAGGUCAAGAGUUUUCUGCGUGUACAGACACUCGAAGAGCUGAGGCUGGUCAAAUGGCAAGAUCUCUUGAAAGCAUAUGCAGCAUCUGAUCCUCGAGCUGGACUUCCCCAAGUUCCUAUGAUCGAUGAUAUUGUGCUUUCUGCAGACUGGCAAGACAACUACAACUUUAGUCGUGGACGUAACGGUAGAAUACUUAUUGGCACUACUGGAUACGAAGGAGCUGUUAUUGAGGCUGUUUUGGCAGGUGCUCCAAAAGCCGAAAGCCCUCCAACUGCCAAGGCUUUGAUUAGCUCUGCUCAGGCUGCUUUACCUGAUGCUGCUGUCGAGAAAAUCUUCUCUCAAUACGGCAUCUUCGAAGAUACCACAUUGCUAGAAGUCCGAGCAAGUCUUUUCACCAUGGUCGAAGAUUUAGGGUGGUACAUCCCAACUUCUGAGCUCGUCGCGAAACUUAGAAGUCAAAACCAGCACCACAAAACGACAGUCUAUCAAUACUCUUUCCAGCACCUCAACCCAUUUGAAGGAAUUUUCAAAGGAAAACCGGUCCAUGCUCUAGAUCUAGCGUAUCUGCAUGGGUCCCCUGAGAUGUUCAUUGGGACUGAGCAGACAAACAUGGAGUUGCAAGCUCAAGAAGUACUCAAGGGGAAUUGGAUCCUCUUUGCUGAUGGUGAAGAUAUGUGGGAUAUGAAACAGAUGAUGGUUUUCGGUCCGCACGAUCUUGGUGGAGCUGUGGACAUGAUCACUUUCUUGAAGGAGAAGCGACAAAGUGAUCGUUGGGAGUCGUUCAAGGCACUGUCGUUUGCUGAUAAGGAGGUCCUAACUGGGAUCAUUUUUGGGCACCUUUCGCAGCUAAAUGAUGUGUGAAGAGAGUACCUAGCGUAGUCUUUCUCACUGGAAGAUGCUCCUACUUGAUGAGGCAAGCAAGAUUCUGUGCAUGCUUCGUUGUCUGCUUAUUUUGGAAUGGCUUUGUCUGGAGGACCCGAUAGGUAUGCUGGCUGCUUACUUCAGCAGUUUUAAGCAUUUGUUGCUGUUGUUUUCAAUGGUUCGGUUAAUCGUGUCGGUGGGAUUUUCUGUAGGGCUGUGUUAUUGGAC
Cadophora gregata is the source of this 1812-nucleotide messenger RNA. RefSeq lists its product as uncharacterized. The transcript is spliced from 3 exons. Bases 1 to 1584 code for a protein of 527 amino acids. Lineage: Eukaryota; Fungi; Ascomycota; Leotiomycetes; Helotiales; Ploettnerulaceae. The record is from RefSeq and is a predicted model, not a curated record.